AACAAAAACUUUCUCAAACCUUCCCCAAAAAGCUUCACUCUAAUGGCGUUUCCACUAAAUCUAAUCCAAACCCUUCUCUUCUUCUUCUCUCUUCUUCAUCUUUCUCUCGCUGCUUUCACUCCAACUGAUAAUUACCUUAUCAAUUCCGGUUCUAGCACCAACACAUCUUUCUUCACAAUCCGUUCUUUUCUCAGCGACUCUUCAAAACCUGGCUCGAGUUUUCUCUCCACCGAUCGAUCUAUUUCCAUUUCUGACCCGAACCCAUCUCCAGAUUCACCCGCUUUAUACAACACAGCUCGUGUUUUCCCCAUCGGAGGAUCAUACAAAUUCCAAGUCACUACCAAAGGCACUCACUUUAUCCGUCUCCAUUUCGCGCCUUUUAAAGCUUCAAGCUUUAACUUAAGGUCUGCGAAAUUUCGAGUUUUGAUUAAUGGGUUCUCUGUGAUUAACAGUUUCAGUACUAGCUCCGUCGUUGUUAAAGAAUUUAUACUCAAAAUCGAUGACCCUGUUUUAGAGAUUUCGUUUAUACCUUCUAAAGCUUCUGGAUUUGGGUUUGUUAAUGCGGUUGAAGUGUUUUCAGCACCUAAUGAUUAUAUAAUGGAUCAAGGAACAAAGCUUGUAAUCCCUAACUCUGCUCAAAUCUUUAGUAACUUGUCAUCUCAAGUUCUUGAGACUGUUCAUAGAAUCAACGUUGGUGGUUCUAAAUUGACGCCGUUUAAUGAUACAUUGUGGAGGACUUGGGUUGUUGAUGACAACUUUCUUCUGUUGAGAGCUGCUGCGAGACGUGCUUGGACUACUCAUUCUCCGAAUUAUCAAAGCGGUGGCGCCACGAGAGAGAUUGCUCCGGAUAAUGUUUAUAUGACUGCUCAGGAGAUGGAUCGAGAUAAUCAGGAGUUGCAGGCAAGGUUUAACAUUAGUUGGGGAUUUCAGGUUGAUGAGAAACGAGUUCUUCAUUUGGUUCGUUUGCAUUUCUGCGAUAUCGUUAGUUCUUCGCUUAAUCAGCUCUAUUUCAAUGUCUUUAUCAAUGAGUAUCUUGCGUAUAAAGAUGUUGAUCUUUCCACGCUUACUUUCCAUGUGCUUGCGUCUCCGUUGUACAUUGAUUUUGUUGCGGAGUCUGAUCGUUCUGGAAUGUUGAGGAUUAGUGUUGGACCGUCUGAUCUUAGUAAUCCGGCAAGAGUUAAUGCUCUAUUGAAUGGAGUUGAGAUCAUGAGGAUUUUAAGCCCUGUGAGUUCUGAAGUGGUAUCUGGAAAGAGGAAUGUUGUCUGGAUCGUGGUUGGCUCGGUUUUGGGAGGUUUUGUGUUCUUGUCGCUGUUCUUCUUGUGCGUUUUGUGCUUGUGCAGGCGCAAGAACAACAAGACGAGGAGUUCGGAAAGCACGGGGUGGACACCUUUGAGGAGGUUUAGAGGCAGUUCCAACAGUAGAACAACUGAAAGAACUGUUAGUUCUAGUGGCUACCAUACUCUGAGAAUCUCUUUCGCUGAAUUACAAUCCGGAACCAAUAACUUUGAUAAAAGUUUAGUAAUCGGAGUUGGCGGAUUUGGGAUGGUUUUUAAAGGACCCGCUGUUGAUCCGUUGCUUGUUAGGGAGCAAGUAAAUUUAGCAGAAUGGGCAAUCGAGUGGCAAAGGAAAGGGAUGCUCGAUCAGAUCGUUGAUCCGAAUAUCGCGGAUGAAAUCAAACCGUGCUCCUUGAAGAAGUUCGCAGAAACCGCAGAGAAAUGCUGUGCGGAUUACGGCGUAGAUAGACCGACAAUUGGCGAUGUUCUGUGGAAUUUAGAACAUGUACUUCAGCUUCAAGAAUCAGGACCAUUGAACAAUCCUGAAGAAGUUUAUGGAGACGUUACCGACUCAGGAACAGCUCGGCAAGGUCCAUCUAGUGGCUCGAACACAGAUAGGGACUAUGGAGAUGGAACUUCAGGCAUAAUCAGUAGCAGCCAAGUCUUCUCUCAGCUAAUGACUAACGCUGGCAGAUAAAAAAAGAAAGUCAUUGCUAUAUAGAGCAAGUAUUCAUAGUCAUAGAGGGACAAUACAUAAACCGGGAAACCAAAGCGGUGUACCGGUAUUCGGAUUCGGUUUGUGUUUGGUAUAAUUUUGUUUGGUUGUAUACUAUGAGUCUAUGAUUGUUCAUUUGUAAUAGAGAUGAAUCAUUUAA
Messenger RNA from Arabidopsis arenosa, 2149 nucleotides. Lineage: Eukaryota; Viridiplantae; Streptophyta; Magnoliopsida; Brassicales; Brassicaceae. The record is from the annotation of a GenBank genome assembly.